GGCUGCGCACUCGCCUCGCCGCCACCCUGCCCACUUCCGGCGCGCGGCGCUUCCGGGCAGAGGCUCCGUGGCAGCUGUCCGAGGUGUGGUGCGUCCGGUCGACGACCGACCGACCGACGGACUGACCGGCGGGGCCCCAGCCACCAUGGCGUCCGACGGGCCCCGUGGGCUGACGCCGCGGUGGGGACUGUGCCUCGGCGGCGCCGCGCUGGUCCUGCUGCUCCUCCCGGCGGCCGCGGCGCAGGAGCAGCCCGGAGCGGCUUGUUCUCAGAACACAAACAGAACCUGUGAAGAAUGCCUGAGAAACGUCUCUUGUCUCUGGUGCAACACCAACAAGGCGUGCCUGGACUACCCAGUGACAAAAGUCCUGCCUCCUGGGUCUCUCUGUAAGCUGAGUUCUGCACGCUGGGGCGUUUGCUGGGUGAACUUCGAGGCAUUGAUUAUUGCCAUGUCGGUGUUGGGGGGAGCCAUCCUCCUGGGCAUCGCCAUCUGCUGCUGCUGCUGCUGCCAGAGGAAGAGGAGCCGGAAGCCAGACAAGAGUGAGGAGAAGGCCAUGCGCGAGCGAGAAGAGAGGAGGAUACGGCAGGAGGAAAGGAGAGCAGAGAUGAAGUCAAGACAUGAUGAAAUCAGGAGAAAAUAUGGUUUGUUUAAAGAAGAAAACCCAUAUGCUCGAUUUGAAAACAACUAAAGGGCACUUCCCGGUGUGCCAAGCUGUCCGAAAGCCUCUCUUCGGGACAGCGGUCAGCAGAGACCCCGCCUUGGCCUGCCCCCGCCCUUGAGGAAGCGGGCCUGCAGGGACGCUGCCCCAAGAGCACCGUCCUACUCUUGCCCUGCGGCCCCGCGAGCUUCUGCCCUGUUCUCUCUGGUUCUGUAUUUAGUCACUGAGACACUGAGCCUGUCGGGUUUCUGUUUCUGUUUUUGUUUUUAAUUUGAGGAGGAAAUGCGCACAUUCCACUCCUCUUCUCAGUUUGUAAUUGCAAACUAUACUGCAUAACAACACUAACGCCUGGCUGAUUCUUUCUCCAUUCUCCCAUCGCAGCAGCGGAAGUCUUGCCUUCCUCUCUGCUCACUAGCAAGCUUCACGAAGCCGCGAAGGAAGGUUGUCUUUACUUGUGUCACAGGAGAAUUGACCAGUCCCCCAUCACUUCCUCGUGAAAGCACAGACGGCAGCUCUGUGUCCGUGUCCACAGUCUCCCACGUGUUAAUUCAGGCGGCUCUCUGUUGAACACAGUGUCAGGACGUAGUCUGAUAACCUUCCUGAGCUCAGGUUCACUGAGUGGCGUUGAGGCGUAGUUAACAUCACCUUAAAUCUUUUUUCUUUUUUUGUUUUUUAAUAGUUCUUGGAUUUUAUUCCCCCACCUAAAAGAUUUCAUCAAAAAACUUUACUGUCAAAGUUCAGACCACUUGCUGGAUGAUUUUUUAGUUUGUGUUUAGUACUAGAACAUCAAGACUUUCCUAGUGGAAACUUGAAUGAUAAAUGAAGUUUUAAAACAGCAUCCCUCAGAGCAGUUGCUGGUGGUAGUGUGUGCCGGCGGUGGGGUGGAGAGGCUGUGACUGCCUUGCUCUUUCUUCUCAGCCCCAUUGACAGCAGGUGUCAGGUCCCUGGUGCGGUCACACUGCCUCUGAAGUGCUCUCCCGAGUCUCUGAGACUCUACCUACCUGGCAGGCUGUCUGCGAGGUGGUCAUAUGGUAGCCGAGGGUGCCCACAGGUCCGCCCUCAGGAGGAAGAAGGGACCAUUCACCAGCCAACUCCUCUGCAGGGCUCUGCACCCGGGAGGCAGGGGGCCAGGGCCAGCUCAAGAGAUUCCCGUGCACCACAUGGAGACACUGAUGGUCCUGCUCAUAAGACGACUCCCAGCCCCAAGCCGCGCGCCUUUGGCUCAGGCGAGCUGUGAGAAUUCCCUCAGAGCGGCUCCUUGCAAGGUGGUCAGCACCUCCAGGUGCUCUGUGGGGCCACAUGUGGUGGUUCCAUUUCUUUCCGAUCAGAAUAUGUGGCUUCAGUAAACAGACCGAGCGCUUCGUGGCCGGGGCAGCAGCAGACAAUGAAGUCACUGUGUCAACAGCCUUUCUUAAAUCUGAAAAUAGUUCGAGUUGCCAGAUUGCCUUGAAUUAGAAAAACAUUUAGCUUUGGGAAAGGAGGUCAGCAGGCACAUAAAAUGAGUGACGUACAUUCCAUUUUCUACUCAUAAUGUAUCACGCUGUGGAGAUCGAAGUUCACAGGCAGAUCAACGUGAUUAAAACAUCACCAGAUGCCUUAACAGCACCUUUUUAACCAUGUGAUCUGUGCUGUGAAUUUCUACCCUGAAAUUUUCACUAAGAAACUAAUCGAACGAAUUCUCUGACUUCUUGAGCAUUUGAUGUCAAUUUAAAGUAUUAUGAAACAUUCUAGAUAUUUUAUAGCAGCCUGCAAUUUUUCUACUGUUUAUUCAUAAAAGAGUUUGUAAUAGACUUCAGUGAGCUUUGUAUUAAUCCAGUAGUAUAUAUGUAAAAUCACACUGCUUCUGGAAUUGAGGUUGUGGAGCUGGAGGUGGAGCUAGGACUUGUUAGACAAGAGCCUUUAAUCCUGUCACACGGAAUAGAGCCUGCGCCAGGGUGUCCGCAGGACGGCCUCAGUCCGUCUGCUUUUUUCUGAAAUAGUACUAAGAACAGCCAAAAAUUGUAACCUCAAGGAAACCAUGAAGUUUGGCGUGCCUUACUUUUUAACAAGUUUCCAAUAAAUAGUUUAAUACUUGCUUUUAUUAAA
Molecule: messenger RNA, 2743 nt
Organism: Diceros bicornis minor
Lineage: Eukaryota; Metazoa; Chordata; Mammalia; Perissodactyla; Rhinocerotidae
Gene: PTTG1IP
Product: PTTG1 interacting protein
Exons: 6
Coding region: 146-688 (180 amino acids)
Biological process (GO): protein import into nucleus
Cellular component (GO): cytoplasm; nucleus
Source: RefSeq, a predicted model, not a curated record